AUGAGCAGCACGUUUGUGACCCUAGCUGAAGUGUUGGAGGCUAGAGGAGGACCACUGGAGGAGGAUGAGGUCUGGGUCCUACUGCUUAUGUCUGCUGAAUCAUUGCAGGAUCUCUUUGGCACAGGUCAUAGCAACAUCUGCAGCAUCAUAAGUCCGACAUCACUACUCUUGUCUGCGAAUGGUACACUAGCAUUUAAGAACUGCACAAUCACGGAUGAGGCGUGUGCCUUCACUGCACCAGAGAUGCUGCAGGGCCGUGUUAUCAGCACCAGAAAGGCUAUGGAGAAGAUGAUUGUAUACUCUCUUGGUAUGACUCUCUAUUGGUCAGUUGACUAUCACAUUCCUCAAAACCAACCUGUUCAGCUGAGUGAUUCUCUGAACUCCCUCCUCCUGAGCAUGUGUGAUGAUGCGGCCCAUCGGCGAGGGAACCUCAGCACCAUCCUAGAGGCCUGUGAAUCACACGAUAAAGCCUCAAUCCUGCGACCACCCAACAAAGUCAUCCAACGGCUGGUGGAAGAGCUCUUCCAAAACUCUGUUAGCCAACCCACUCUCACAGAGAACACAGUGCAGUUAAGUGGCAGAAGUUUGAUGGUCAGAGAAAGACUUCAUGGAAAACGGAUAAUGUACCCUGGAUAUGCACAAGGGGAUGCAAAUGCAGCAGAGAGACUUUCAUUUGACUCAGAGCUGAAACAGGGAGCUGUAAAUCAACAGAAAUUCUGGUCCCUCAAGCACAGAUGCUCACAGAUGCCUGCGUACCAAAGCAUUCAGAGCAGAAUUCAACACGGUGCUCAUCAUAGUGGAGGUGUAAACAGUUGGCCGUCAAGGAAUUCAUACCAUAACACGCCCUGCAAAACUGAACACAGACUUUCCAAUCCUUCUCUUCCUCUCAGCGAGUCUAGAAUCAGCCUCAGCCAAAGGAAAACAAAAACUCUAGGACCUGAGUUUAUAAGAAUGGCUGAUGCGCCUCAAAUUAUUUUAGAGCUGCCUGGAUCUAUAGUGUCAAAGAAAGGAAGGUCUUCCUUAUCCCAGAGGGAAGUUAUUGUGAUGAUGCCAAAUGCACAGUGUGUGGUGGUGAGGUGUGAUAUCAAGUCAAGGGGAAGAGAUGUCUUUGACAUGGUCGUCGCUCAUGCAAACCUUGUGGAGCAUUUUUACUUCGGCCUUGCUUUCAUGGAUGAUGAUGAAUUUUUCUUUUUGAACCAUGAGACAAAAAUCUCCAAAGUGGCACCAGAUUGUUGGAAGAAAGUAGCAACUUCGACAUUCACCCUGUUUCUCCGCAUUAAAUUUUUUGCUGAUGAUGUCUCCUAUAUAUUGCACAAACUCACACGUCAUCAGUACUAUAUCCAGCUGAGGAGAGAUAUUUUGGAAGGCAGAGUGGACUGUAAUGAGGACACUGCCAUGUUCCUUGCUGCCUUGGCUCUGCAGGCUGAGUUUGGAGACUAUAUACCAGAGGUGUAUGGAAAGACCUACUUCCAGAUGGAACACUACAUUCCAAAAAGACUGAUGGAAAAAAUGGCCUUGUCCGGUGUGAGGGAUGAGUUGGCAACAUUACAUGCCAGUAAUGCAAAUAUGCUUCCAGAAGAUGCGGAGAUAGAAUUUUUAAAGAUUGCACAACAGCUGCAGGAAUACGGGGUGCUGUUUCAUCGGGUUGCUCGAGAGAAGAAGCUUGCCAUUGGAGAACUCAUCCUUGGAGUUUGUGCUAAAGGGAUUAUGGUUUAUGAAGUCAAGAACAACUGUCGGAUAUUAAUCCGCAGAUUUCAGUGGUCUGAAACCGACAGUAUUUCCACAAGUUGGCGGAAGUUCACUGUGGAAUGUGGACCCAGUGGGAAAAAGCACUCCUUUGUAACUGAGGGUUCCAAGAUAGCACAAUACCUCCUGGAUCUCUGUUCUGCUCAGCACAAAUUCCACAGUGAGAUGACCUCUCGACAGCUCACCUACAGUUCAGUAUCAGAUGGCAACAAAGUGAACCAUCCUUGGAUAUGGCAUGCUCGACAAAACCUGUUGAAGAGGAUGUCAUGUUCCGAAGUUGGGCUCAACAAUGUUGGUCUGGGAAUUUCAUCUAUGAACUCCAUAAGCAAGUCAUGCGAUGACCUUUCAGUUAAGAUCCAUCAGUCAAAAGACCUGCAAGAAACACAUGACAGUGCAGGAAUAAGAGACCUGAGUGAAAUAAGGAAACCAAGACAGAGCUGCAGCUCCCCAGAGCCCUUUAAUUCUCCAAUUUACCGGAUCAUGUCAAAUGUCUCCCUGCAAAAGCAAGACUCUGAGCCCCACUCAGUCUCAUCCAGAGUCGGCACUCCUGUUAGAACGCCACCAGAAAGAGAAAUUAUCUGUGUUACAUUGAAGAAAGAUCCAAAACACGGCUUUGGGUUUAUAAUAGUUGGAGAGGACAAUACAGGAAAAUUAGAUCUUGGAAUCUUCAUUGCAUCUAUCAUACCUGAUGGGCCAGCUGAUAAAGAUGGCAGAAUCAGGCCAGGUGGACGACUGAUUUCUCUUAAUAAGACCAGUCUGGAAGGAGUAACUUUCAGUGCAGCUGCUGCCAUCUUACAGAACAGCCCAGAUGAAAUGGAGCUUAUAGUGUCUCAACCAAAAUAUGAGUUUGGGGACCGUAAAAGCUCUCUGACCGCUGCCAACUUAGGGCUGAUGCUGGAGAGAGGCUUUGACUCUCGGAUUACCCACAAUGCAGAGCACAAGACAGUGAAGGAGGACACAGACACCAACACUGUCAUACCCAAAAUGGGAAGAAAGCUACAUAUCCCUGUUGUACGAAUUCUAGAUACUAAGGACACAUUCUCGAGGUCAUCCUCUAAGUCCAGUCUCAGGCCAGGAGACCUGGUCUGUGUGGAGCUCAAGAAAGUCAAUGGCAGUCUGGGCGUCUGUGUUGCUGGUGGCAUCAAUACCAGUGUGCGCCAUGGAGGGGUCUAUAUCAAAAGCCUGAUACCCGGAGGAGCUGCCGAUCUUGAUGGUCGAAUACAGACUGGUGAUAGGCUACUGGAGGUGAAUGGCUAUAACCUGCAAGGUGUCACCCACAAGCAAGCUGUGGAGUGUUUGAAAAAAACUGGAGAGGUGGUGUCCCUUCUUCUAGAACGGGAGCCUCCUCUGGUGAUGGAGACCUCCAGCUCCUCUUCCACGAUGGAAAGACAGAGAUCUUUAUCAUCCCUCAGCGCACAGGGCACCAGCACCCCCAUUGGAAAAGACAGUACCAUGGAAACGCCCUUGUCUGUUAGGGCCAAGGACUACAGCUUUGUGUCAGACGAGAACACUCUGGAGAUUACUCUAGAAAAGAAACUGAGUGGUUUGGGCUUUACCUUCCUCAUCAGUGACAUUAGCCCUAAAGAAGGAAGCGUAGUGCGGAUUAGGAAACUGUUCUCGGGCCAGUCAUCUGAAGAAAGCAGCCCCCUCAGGGAGGGAGAUGUCAUCCUGAUGGUUAAUGGAGAAUCCGUGAAAGGACUUUCCUAUCAGAAAAUUCUACAGCUGCUGCGGGGAACACCAUCUGAGCUCAAGCUGUUAAUCUGCAGACCUUCACCUGGCCAACUUCCAGAGAUGGACUCCAGCUCACUGAGUCCAUCCCCACUGCCGAGUAAAAAGCAGAGAUCUCGAUCUUUAGACCUGCGGGUGGAGUCUGUUUGUCCGGACUUCAGUGAAAUGUUCCAACAAAAGACCACAGCACUAUGCCAGAGGAAGGACUGCGCUUCACCAAAACCCCAUACUGUCCAAUUAAUUCAGCAGAAACAGGAUAGCGAACAAGACGAGACACCAUCUACCCUGUCAUCUCCACCAUCCCCACCAUCUACUGAUGGACAGCAAGAAGAAAAUCCAGAUGAGGAGGACGUUCUCUCCAGCACUUCUUAUUCUCAAACGCCACCCACACUUAUAACAACAACUCCAAACCCUGUACAACCUCCACUCAUGCUAACCCCUUCUCCAACAUGCCCAAACCCAGAGCCAGAAGUAAAAAAGGACAUGUCCUCAAAAAGCAACCAUCGCUCAGUUAUUAGCAGUGAGCUCACUGAGGAUUUGGAUGAAAGCAGAGCAUGCUUCAUGGCCAAUGGACUGGAUGUCUUAGCUGAUGAAGAAUACCUGACCAUUACCACCACUGCACUUAGUCCUCCAAUCUGCAGCACUGCCUCUGCUUUGAUCCCUUCUACACCUUCUCCAUUACUUCCCUCACCUCCUCCACAUACCAGUCCAUCAGUAACAACAAACUCACCCCCUGCUCCAGCUCAGCCCACUUCAACAAUCACCAACAAUGACUGGGAUGAUGAAGAGGAGGAGGAGGAUGACGAAGACCACAGAAGGGAAGUGUUUAAGGAGUUUGAGCUUACAGUAACCCUUACUAAAUCCAGAAAUGGCAGUUUUGGGUUUACUAUCACGAGGAGUAAAUUGGACAAUUGCUAUUACAUACAGGAAGUCUUGGAUAAUCCAGCCAAGGCAGAUGGCCGGCUCAGAGCAGGAGACAGGCUAAUCAUGGUGAAUGGCCACUAUGUGACCAAUGUGUCUGAUGAAGUGGCCAUGACUAUUCUGAGAUACUCCCCUAAAAGACUCCACAUGGUGUUAGGCAGAGCUGUACAGAACCUCCUGCCUCCUCCACCACCCGACAGCCUUCAGGACAUUAUCAUACACAAGACCACUUCUGGACAACUGGGUAUUAAGCUCAGAGGUGGCAUUGGCAGUAAAUGGCAGGGGAUUUAUGUUCAGGAAGUGGUGCCAAACUCACCUGCCAGUGAGGAGGGCAGUAUUCAGCCAAAUGACAGAAUUGUCUACAUCAGUGGCAGGUGCACCUUGGGAAUGACGCUAGAAGAUGCUGUGAAGACCUGUGAACAUGCUUCAUACAAAGUCAAACUCAAAGCCAUGAGAGAUGAUCAACCUGUGACACCCAAAAUGAAAUGGAAUGGUUUCUUCGAUUGGAAGAAAGAAAAGAGGUUCAUCCCUCACUCUGAGGAGCCUCGGUCAUCCGAUGUGGAGGCUGCUGCUGAUGUUAAACUAAUGGCUGAAAAUGCUGAAGGAUUCAGGCCAGUGCCCUCUGUAACCUCCCAGCAGGAGAGCUGUAUUCUUCAGCUGGAGUUUACUAAACCAGAGAGAGGUGGGUUUGGCUUUUCUCUGGUGGGUGGAGUCAAUGGCAGCAGUCUGCAAGUGAAGGAUAUCUGCUGUGGGGGUGUGGCUGAGCAGGAUGGCCGUCUGCGUGUGGGAGACAUCCUCCUGGAGGUGAAUGGUGUGAUUGUGUCAGGAUUGAGCCACGUUAAGGUAGUCGAUAUUCUGAGGAGAGCAGAGGGGGCAGUUCAACUGACUGUAUACAGAGACAUUUUCCCCAUCACUUCCUGCACUGGUUCAAGUUCCUGUCCUGAAGACCCUCAAGAACACACUAAAGUAAGCUCACUUCUAGAGGUGCAGGAGGAUCAUUUGGCAUUUCAUUCAUCCGGGUGUCCUGGAGUAAAGAUGGAAUGCGAUCAGGAUAGUGGAAACUGUACACCUACUUUUCAGGGUUGUUGCCCAACUCUGAGUGUCGCAGAUAUGCUACAGAGCAGGACAGAUCCCCAGACGCAAAAUCAAGAAAAUUCUGGCAAAAUCAUGGAGAAAAAUUACACAAACAGCUGGAGCAGUGAUGAUGAUGAUGAUGAUGAUGAUGAUGAUGAUGAUGAUGACGACACUUCUCAGCCUUCCUCUACAGAAACAACACCACACACAGGUCCGCCUAUUGUGUCAGAGGAGGAACUGACCAGACUUGCCCUGAUCAGCUCACCUAUGAAUGGCCAGUACUCAGGGUCCAGACUCCAAAGUCUUAUUCAAAAUCUUCAGAAUCAACUGGAUCAGCAUGACCUUGUCAAAGAGUUUCUGACAUUAGGACAUCUGACACCCUCAGAUAACUGCCUGGUUGGAAAAGCACCAGAGAACCGAGAGAAGAACCGAUACAGAGAAAUCCUGCCCUAUGAUAAGACACGAGUUCCUGUGGGAGAGAAACAGGACUACAUUAAUGCCAGCUACAUUCGGAUGAAGGUUGGCCCAGAUGAGUUUUUCUACAUCUCAUCACAGGGACCUCUACCCAACACUCAGGACUGCUUCUGGCAGAUGGUUUGGGAGAACAAAUCUGACAUCAUUGCCAUGAUGACCCGGGAAGUGGAGCGCGGCAGAAUCAAAUGCCACAAGUACUGGCCUGAGAAACGUGAUGUUCCCAUAGAAACUAGCCACUACCAGUUGAUCCUGGACAACUAUCAGAAACUAGACUACUUCCACAUCAAGGUCAUCAAGAUGGUAGAGAAAGAGACUGGAGCCACACACUUUGUGAAGCACCUGAAGUUCACCACAUGGCCGGACCACAGCACGCCUUGCUCUUCUAAGCAGCUAGUGCACUUUAUCCGAUACAUGCGUGCAGUACACUUAAACGGGCCCAUCACAGUGCACUGCAGCGCAGGCAUAGGCCGGGCCGGCGUCCUCAUCUGCACUGACAUCAUCCUCGGCCUCAUAGAGAGGGACCUCACUAUUAAUGUUAGUGAGAUUGUGAAGGAGAUGAGGCUCCAGCGCCACGGAAUGAUCCAAACCAAGGAACAGUACGUCUUCUGUUACAAAGUGUGGCUGGACGUGCUGCAGAGCAUCUCCCUUCUUCAUGGCAACCAGUGGCAAUCAGAAACCCCCUUGUGAAUGAGUGAAUGAGUUCUGGCUUUUUUCCACGCUAAGUUAUUCCACAGUUUCCUCAGUGGGGCGACAGCUCUCAUCUGUUUGAACGGUGUUGAAAUACUGUUAUAUGAAGUUAAUCAUGUGCACUGAGUUUGAGUUUCAGUGCUGUUCUGAUCGUUUAGUAUUAAAUAUAUGGCACAGGAAGCACACUAGACAUUUUCAUCAACUGUGUUAUGACCUUGUAUGACUCGAUUUAUAUCUUCACCUACCAUGUAUAACUCAAAGCACAGAUUUC
Molecule: messenger RNA, 6901 nt
Organism: Neoarius graeffei (lesser salmon catfish)
Lineage: Eukaryota; Metazoa; Chordata; Actinopteri; Siluriformes; Ariidae
Gene: ptpn20
Product: protein tyrosine phosphatase non-receptor type 20
Exons: 46
Coding region: 1-6630 (2209 amino acids)
Biological process (GO): protein dephosphorylation
Cellular component (GO): cytoskeleton
Molecular function (GO): protein binding; protein tyrosine phosphatase activity
Source: RefSeq, a predicted model, not a curated record